Molecule: messenger RNA, 1984 nt
Organism: Hyaena hyaena (striped hyena)
Lineage: Eukaryota; Metazoa; Chordata; Mammalia; Carnivora; Hyaenidae
Gene: ANKRD60
Product: ankyrin repeat domain 60
Exons: 5
Coding region: 1-1008 (335 amino acids)
Molecular function (GO): protein binding
Source: RefSeq, a predicted model, not a curated record
AUGGGGCGGGCCGAGGGCGGCAGCAGAGUGCGGGCGGGGGCGCCGCUGGAGGGCGCCCCGGACCCCAACCCGGCCGUGGGCCGGCUGGGCCGGCGGGGGGCCUGCUCGGCAGGCCUGGGGCCCCUCCUCGCGCCGCCCCCGGCCCCCGCGAGCAGCAUCCGGGCCUCGAGCCCCGCACUGGCCCUCGACCAGGCUCCGGACGUGUUCGCCGUGCGGGUGCUGCUGGAGGAGACCGGGGAGAUGUUCCAGGCGGCCAGCUGCCGCGGCGACAUGACCGUGCGGGAGCUCAAGGAGGAGCUGGAGCUCCUCGUCGGGGUCCCGCUCGACCUGCAGCGGCUCCGGUACCUGGACCAAGGGGACCAGCGGAGCCUGAAGGGACAAGCUUGUGGCACCGGACGGAAGGCAGGAGUUUUGAUGGAUGAAACCACACUGAAGUUCCAUGAUGUUGUUCCUGGUGGAAUUAUUUCAUUAUGUGUCUGGCAGUAUGAUGGAUGGACGGAACUGGUUUUGGCGGCUGUGGAAGGGGACCCCAGUAAGCUGUCCUGUCUUGGCGUUGAUGAAGGCUCCCUCUACAGAACUGCAAAUUCGAAGCAUUUUGAAGGCGAGCGGUGGAAGGAAUGGAUAGCUCAGCGAGCAUUCGUGGCCUUGUACAUUACCUCCCACAGAGGUCACCCUGAUGCUAUGCAGUACCUUCUAGAACACGGAGCGAACUGCCUCAGAAGAACCCUCCUGGGCAGGACAGCUCUGCACGCGGCCGCGGCCAUGGGCCGUCUGGACUCCAUAAACCUGCUGCUCAGCUACGGGGCCUCCGUCAAUGACAAAGACACCAGGGGGGAGACCCCCAUGUCCAUCGCCCGGCGCAUGAACCGCAGACACGGCGAGAGGCGGAUGUUCCUCUUCUACUGGAUGACAAAGUCAGGGACCACGGACCCGAAGAAACUGAUGGCGAACAAGGCUUUUCACCGGGCAAAGUCUGGGUUUGGCUCCAAGAAGAAGAGCCAAAUUUAGCUCCCGCUGGGAACGCGUGCGCGCCGAACCGACUCGGGUAACUUUUCCGAGUUCAAAUCCACAGCGGCCCUCGGCGAGCAGGAAGUCCAGAAAACACGGCAAUUAAUCUGAAUCAGAUACGAAAUUAUCUGUCCUGUUUGCAAAUGACUCGGGUAGGUGAGUUUUGUGUUCGUCCUGUAAUCCAUUACCGACUGAGCGGCCUCUGAUGCCGGCCUUUAAUUCUAUGCUAUUUGCACAUCGUAUCCAAUAACGCUGCUUGGGGUGAUGGGAACCAAUUACCUUCUCUCCCUUCUGGAGACCAUCUAAUGCAUCAGCAUAAUAGAAGUAAUAGCGGUAAUGAGAGUGGCACUGUGGCUAUUGUCUAAAGCAAGUGCCAGCAAAUGUCGGGAGGUUGCCAGCCGUGUGGGCUGUGAAUUUCCGCUUGUAAAACCCGGGAGCCACGCGUCGCCGCAGCUAGCACGCUUCUAGAAGUUCUCCUGAGCCCCCUCCGGGGGUCUGCUGCUCCCAUCGGAGGUCGCAGGGUGGAGGGGAAGCGAGGAAGGGGAAGAGCAGAGAGAGCGUGGUUCUCCAGACAGACCUGCACAGGGCCGCCUUCUUGGCCUGUUGAAAGGUGACGAGUUGCCACUGGAUUUGGAGGAGGCAGCGUAGAGGGUGCCCAUGAGCUCGGAGAGGAGAGACUCAGAGCUGGCACCUUCUUUCCCUCCGUCCCGUCCCCGGUGGCCCACGCACCCAGCUGUCCCCUGUCCCUCCCAGCAACACCAACCUCUCUGCACUUAGUACCAGGUCUGUGCCUCCCAAGGGCUGCACACCUGCGGGGGACCCAGCCUGCCAUGUGUCUGAGCCCCGAGUAGGAGCCGGAGGGGGAGGUGGGCGCCAGGGCAGCUGACGUUCACACCCCUGCCUGAAGAGGGCGCCACGACUCAGCUCCAGCAGAAACGUGAGCCAAACCCUGCUAGAUCUUUCCAGGUUGUUUUAA